AUGGAAAAGGCAUGGAAAGACGAACAGGAAAAACAAGAAGAAAGGCUUGAGCGGAAGAUGACCGCAAUGUUGGAACGAUCUAUGAGGACUACCAUCACUGGCACAGGUCUAAGCUAUGACGAUUUAUGCAUGCAUCCCAAUUUGGAUUUACCCAAAGGCUUUAAAGUAGCCUGCUUCAAAUCGUUUAACAGAACGGGCAAUCCUAAAGCGCAUAUGCUGGGCUACUGCGACCAAUUGUUUAGGGUCCGGGAUAAUCAAGAGCUCAUCAUGUGGUUGUUUAGCCGGAGUUCGACAGGAGAAGCCUUGGAAUGGUUCACGGCACAAGAUAUACGCCGUUGGGCCACAUGGGAGGACAUGGCUGCUGCUUUCAUAGAAAGAUUCCGCUUUAACAUGGAGACGGUGCUAGAUAUAUGCUAUUUGGAGAAAGUAAAACAGAAGUCCACCGAGAACUUCUGUGAAUACGCAAGCAGGUGGAGAACGGAGGCUACCCGAGUACAACCUCCUAUGGGCGAAGAAGAACUGUGUCAGUUUUUAUCCAUUCAAACAGACUUCUAUGAUAGAAUGCUUUCAAUGGUGGGGAGACCUUUUUCUGAAUUGGUCAAAAUGGGCGAGGCCAUAGAAGACGGUUUCAAAACUGGCCGAAUCAUAAGCAUGACUAGAAAACCCGCUGGGUCAGGCUCUACCGGGUUCGCACGCUAA
Lycium barbarum (goji berry) is the source of this 699-nucleotide messenger RNA. RefSeq lists its product as uncharacterized. Lineage: Eukaryota; Viridiplantae; Streptophyta; Magnoliopsida; Solanales; Solanaceae. The transcript has a single exon. Bases 1 to 699 code for a protein of 232 amino acids. The record is from RefSeq and is a predicted model, not a curated record.